Molecule: messenger RNA, 1926 nt
Organism: Paramisgurnus dabryanus
Lineage: Eukaryota; Metazoa; Chordata; Actinopteri; Cypriniformes; Cobitidae
Source: RefSeq, a predicted model, not a curated record
GUGACUUCAGCUGAACAAUGGUUAACAUGAGCUAUCACCAAUCUCUACAGAAACACGCACAGAGCCUAAACCAGAAACAGCCGAGGAAAAGAAGUAAUAAAAAGAAAAGGUUUCUAUUCUUGGUUUGUUUCAAUGCUGCUUAUGGAGAUUUGAAUGGGAAAAUAAUUAUUGGGACAAAAUAUCACCAACAACUCGCAUUCAGACUUGAUUGUCAAGACACUUAAAGGUCUGGUGUGCUAGGUGUGGGAGCAUAUCGUGUUGUGUCUGUGGAUAGCGACUGUGUGGUGCGAUGACUGCGGAGUGGCUGUAUCCCCCUGGCGUGGGGCCGCUUUGUGGUGCAGAGUUGGAGGCGUGGUAUGAAGACCUACAGGAUAUACUGGGCUCCGACACGGGUGGGGCCAAACUUACGAGAGCCCCGCCUUGCUCCGAGAAGGAGCCGGAGUUCCUGGAUGUGUUGGAGAGCUGCUCGCUCACCUGGCUAACGGAGGGGCAGGUAUGGGGGGACGGCGUGCAGCGCGUGACGGACGAGACUCCCAACCACCCGCCGGCGACCUGCGCGACUCCCCCAAAACAGGAGGAGCGGAGAGGAGGCGAGACGGAGAGCUCGAGCGGCGGAGACCUUCUGCCGCCGGAGUUCUUCGAGCUCCUGAGCGAAGGAGGAGUGGGCCUGGUCGACACCGGGGCGAUGAUGGUCACCGGCGGUUACAAUCUCUCACAACCCCAACCCUCGUCUCCGACAGCCAGCGAGGAGGAGCUGCCGCCGACGGUUCCCGACGCUUCGUCCUGCUCCUCGGCAUCCCAAUCGCCCUCCUUUAACUGCUCGCCACCCUCCUCCCCUCCCCUGUCACCUCCCGCCAGCGUCUCCUCGCGUCUGGGGAAAAGGAAGCGAGGAGGCGAACGAGGAGGUGCUCCGUGCUCCCCGUCCCCAGGGAAGAAAAGCAGGAGAGAACGAGAACACGAGAACGAGAGGAAGGUUCAAGAGCUGACGGAUCAGAACGAGCGUCUGAAGGCGGAAAUCGAACGACUCGGAGAGGAGGUGCAGAGGACGCGGAGAGCGCUCAUCGAGAGACUCGUCAACACCAGGAGGUGAAGGAGCAACAGGAAGAGACGGAAAAGAAAAGGAAAGAGAUUUAAAGAGAAACUUAGAAAGGAAAGUGAACAAUUGGCGGAAAUUAAUCUUGUGGAGACCAUGAAAUGCACAUUCAGAUGCAGCAGAGAGGACAAAAGACACGUUGUACGGGGGAGAGAGGGGUUUUACAGAGCGGCAUCUCCCACCGAGAGUGAAAGAGAAAGUCAGAUGAAGCCAAAGACAAACAGAAGAGACUCCAGCGUCAGAGGAAAACUGAACCUCAGGAGGAUGAUGUGUCCGGGUCACUCCCAAAAAUCCAAACAGAGACAUUAGAACAGGCUUAUUUUUAAGACAUUAUUGUUAUGACCAUUUCACCUCUUAAAAAAAUUGAAUACUACAUUUAAAUAGGGAUUCGCAUUACUGUAAUACAUCAUUCAAAUCUGCAAAAAUAAUGUAUAUCAAAUACAAACACAAUUUAAAACUCAAAAUAUAUAUUUUUAUGCAUUAGAGAUUUUCAGCUCACUCCUUUCAGAAUCGGUUUUGCUCAACAGUCAUGAAAAUAAUGUCCCAAAAAACUCCUAAAACAAACUUUAUUUUCUUUUAAAUUUAGGGUGAAAUAUGACCAGGCGUUUUUCUGAGAGAUUCAUCUGAUGAUUUGAUAAAUGUGAAUUAACACCCACCAUCAGGUUAUGGUUUUUGUUAUUUAACCUCGAUUGUGUGAAAAUUUACUGAGACAAAGUCAAUGCAAUAAAAUCAAAUAACGACUUAAAUGAAAGAUUUCAGAAGAAAUGUUCGUUUUGUAACGUUUUUCUUUUUUUUUUGGUGACUGUAGGUGCAUUUCAUUGAUCCAUCUGUUU